Molecule: messenger RNA, 2050 nt
Organism: Trifolium pratense (red clover)
Lineage: Eukaryota; Viridiplantae; Streptophyta; Magnoliopsida; Fabales; Fabaceae
Product: SNF1-related protein kinase catalytic subunit alpha KIN10-like
Exons: 9
Coding region: 48-1661 (537 amino acids)
Biological process (GO): intracellular signal transduction; protein phosphorylation
Cellular component (GO): cytoplasm
Molecular function (GO): ATP binding; protein serine/threonine kinase activity
Source: RefSeq, a predicted model, not a curated record
CUGACUUUUUGUUUGUGUCUUCCAUAAUUUUGCCUCCAGAUAUCAAAAUGGAUGGACCAGCUGGGCAAGGUGGUGUUGGUUCAAGUAUAGACUCGUUACUGCAACAUUAUAAAUUGGGAAAAACACUUGGUAUUGGAACCUUUGCCACGGUGAAAAUUGCUGAACAUGUACUCACUCGUCAUAAGGUUGCCAUCAAAAUCCUUAACCGUUGCAAGAUGAAGAACAAGGAUAUGGAAGAAAUAGUCAAAAGAGAAAUAAAAAUUUUAAGACUAUGCAUGCAUCCUCACAUCGUACGGCUGUAUGAGGUGAUAGAGACGGAAACUGACAUAUAUAUUGUCAUGGAGUAUAUGAAAUCUGGGGAGCUAUAUUAUUAUAUUUCAGAAAAGGGCAGGUUAAAAGAAGACGAAGCUCGUAAUUUCUUUCAGCAGAUAAUAUCUGGUGUCGAAUACUGUCACAGAAAUAUGGUUGUUCAUAGGGAUCUGAAGCUAGAGAAUUUGCUCUUAGACUCUAAAUGCAAUGUCGUCAAGAUAGCUGAUUUUGGUUUAAGCAGCAUAAUGCGUGACGGACACUUUCUUAAGACAAGUUGUGGCAGCCCGGCCUAUGCAGCUCCCGAGGUUAUGUCUGGGAGAUUGUAUGCUGGACCUGAAGUAGAUGUCUGGAGCUGUGGUGUUAUUUUAUAUGCUCUUCUUUGUCGAACUCUUCCUUUUAUUGAUGUAAACAUUUCAGAUCUCGUAGAGAAAAUGAAGGGAGGAAGAUACACUCUUCCUAGUCAUCUGUCACCGGGUGCUAGAGAUUUGAUACAAAGGAUGCUGCUAGCUGACCCUAUGAAGAGGAUCACCAUACCUGAGAUUCGUCAACAUCCAUGGUUCAAACUCAGACUUCCGCGUUAUUUAGCUGUGCCACCGCCCAAUACAAUGCAACAGGCUAACAAGAUUGAUGAGGAUAUCCUUCUGGAAGUGAUAAAAAUGGGAUUUGACAGCGAUCAAUUGAUUGAAUCUCUUCGGCACAGGAUACAGAAUGAGGUUUGCAACUUUCAUUUUUUUCCUCGUUUAUCUGCUGAAUUUUCUCUAAUUACUGCCCAUAUGUUCCAGGGUACCGUGGCAUACUAUAUAAUAUUAGACAACCGGUUCCGUGUUUCCAGUGGCUGUCUUGGAGCUGAGUAUCAAGAGUCCAUGGACUCUAGUCUUAGCCAAAUGCGUGAAGUUUCUUCUUCUGUUGCUGGACAUAGCAUUCCGGGCUAUAUGGAUCCAAGAGCUGGAUUGAGACCACAGCUCCCUGUUGAAAGAAAAUGGAAUCUUGGGCUUCAGUCUCGAGCUCAUCCUCAUCUAAUAAUGACCGUGGUCCUUAAUGCUCUCCGAGAAUUAAAUGUUUGUUGGAAGAAGAUUGGGCACUACAACAUCAAGUGCAGGUGGGUUGCUGGCAUUCUCAGUCAUAAUGAAGGAACGAUGAACAAUGCUGCGCAUAAUAAUCAUUACUUUAGUGAUGAUUCCAGCAUUAUUGAGAAUGUAGCUGUCUCGAAUUCAAAUGAAGUCAAAUUUGAACUGCAGCUUUAUGAAACUCGGGAACAGAAGUAUCUUCUUGAUCUUCAAAGGGUGCAUGGUCCGGAGUUUCUUUUCUUGGAUCUUUGUGCCGCUUUCCUUUCACAGCUUCGUGUCUUCUAGAGGAAAGAGCUUAGGCGCGCAAAAUACUCGACUUGUCUUACUUUGCAUGUAAAUAUGCUUACAUUGUACAUAUAACCGUCUUCAGUCUCGACCUAUUAUUGGUUUUUCUACCCCGGUAUUUCAAUAGGUAUAUUAUUAGCCAAUCCUGAAUAUGGAUAGGAUUUACUUUAUAACAAUUAUAUUUGACUAGGUGCUAUUGCAGAUUAACCUUUAUUUAACUUGAUCAUUUUGAUGAAAAUUUCUGGGGAAGUUAUGGAUGAAUUAGCUUUGGUUGCUAUUACAUAUUAUUAGCCUUUGUUUUAGUGAUAAUGUAAUUUCAGAUUACUCAUGUAUGAACUAUGAAUGCUGCAUAACUAUGGUCAUCUUCUACUGAGCAAAAUUUAUAUUUG